This is a messenger RNA of Mytilinidion resinicola, 2012 nucleotides long. RefSeq lists its product as uncharacterized. The record is from RefSeq and is a predicted model, not a curated record. The transcript has a single exon. Lineage: Eukaryota; Fungi; Ascomycota; Dothideomycetes; Mytilinidiales; Mytilinidiaceae. Bases 305 to 1837 code for a protein of 510 amino acids.
CAACACCAAGUGGACCAUGCUUAGAACCAUAGAACAGGUGUGCCUGUCAUACGUUUACGCCGCCGUCUUGUUGGUAUAAGACCAUCUGCCUCCUUCACGUAGGGCCCACUACUCUCGCUGUUUCUCCUCUAGCCCCAAGACACUACCCGCUCCCCAUACCACGCCAGGCUGGCAAUUGAUGCAAAGGCACUAACGAUGAGGCAUACGCUUCUGCUGAACAGCAGAGUGUCGUUGACGUCUCGCAUAAUCCUGGAAGACAGUGCCUUAGCGUAUCCGUGGAGCUGGGUUCUACCAAGGCGUCAACAUGGUGUCUCCGGUUCCAGUCACGCCUAAGCCGCAUAUAUUCAACCCAGCCAGGGGAAAGAAGAGGAAGCGCACACAAAAAGAGAAAACUCCCGAGGAAAUUUACGUGGAGUUGGAGGAACAGGAAAACACGGACUCUUCGUGGUCAGGCAUCACCGAUGAUGAGGAGGAGCUGGAUGGAGAAGAACGGAAGAGGAGAUCGAAGAGGAGCCAGCUAGAAUGCGGCAUUUGGCAAUACCACAUGGUAUUCCAAAGAAAAACGGGCCCCCCCCCUUCCAGACUUACACCUCAAGAACCAGAAGAGCAAAGAUCGGAAACCCAGAAUAGAACUUCAAAACCGAGCGAGGGGCGCCGCCGCUCCUCUAGACACGAACCUCAUUCGCGCGAUGCAGCUCCGACAUGGCGAAAGAUUCUACAAGAUCGAGAAGCUGUAGAUAAGCGUAAGCAAAACGCCAAGAAGAUCACCCCAGAAAUUUGGAAGUUUUACAUGGAAACAAAAGCCAGUUUUGAAGAGUAUGUCCAGGAAGAGUCCGAAAAUAGGGGCCUUUGGGGUCGCCACACAAUCAUCGACCACUGCAAAAAUUACAUCAGACUGCUGCCUCUGCGAGGGGUAACUGCUAGCGCUCUUUGGCAGAGUAAGGACGCACUCAAGUACUUGUGUAGCAGUAAGACAAAGGAAUUUUCGAGACUCCAGGCCAGCUGGGACCUCGAGAUCACUGCUCAAGUGGAGCAGACCAUAUUCGAAGAUGACCUAGAAGACUCAGAGGAGUCGGAGGAGUCCUCUUCGGAGGUGCCCACGCCAACCAUACCAUUAGGACCCACUAGACGUGCUGCCGACUUUGUUGAUCUUACUAUCGAUACUCCUGAUGUCAAGGACGAAGAGGUCGAUGUCAACAAGCACACUGUCCAUGAGAUACAAUGCCAUGAAGGAUCAGCCCCCGAAGAAGAAGGCUGCGAUGGGGAUGCCUACCAAGUAGACGCUGACAGUCCAUCAAACACAGUCAUCAACCCUGCGCACUCAGAGAUGGACCAAGAGACGCCACCCAACGCUGACGAAUCCGACGAUGAGCUCUAUCGGCCUCCCCCUCCAGUUGAAAACGUCCUUUCGAGGAACGCGUUAAGAUCAAGCGCAGCCCACAGCCGGAAUGUUGAUCCUGGUUCUGGAGCGGCCGCUGAAAUCAACUCAACCGACCCAAUACUACAGCCAAACUCAAAAGAUUCAGACGAAAGCACCACGGUUGAUCAUGCUGGCGAUGCUUCCGAUGCUUGCAUGGAUGAGAGUUAUCAUGAUGAAGAUGACCUCGAUGAAGAAGAGGACGACGAGGGACCUGUCGGGCUCAGCGGACGACGACAUAUGUCCUCGGAGAUUGCUCAAUAUGACUCCCAUGAUGUGCCUCGGGCUACUACUUCAGAUGAUGACAUGCAAGGCAUAACAGCCAGUACAAUAUCCCAAUGUGCACCCAAGCAAUUUCCUUUCCAGUUCACGGAACUGAGCUGCUCAUGCUCCAGCCUGAGCUGUGGCUGUGCUAGGUGAGCGCAUCCUGAGCUGAGACUGAGCAGCUUGUUGGAACCCAGUUUUGGGCCCUGUUGAAUACUGGGAGUGUUGAGACUGUAAUAAGUAGAUACUGUAUAGUCUUAGCGGAGAUCGAAUGACACCCAGAGAGCCGGAGUCGAUGUAACCAUGCUCAGUAACAUACCUUAACACCAUC